GCACCAUAUGGUCGUCUCUGCGCCAAAACUAGGGUUUUAUUUUUUAAUCUCUCUCCAAAUUAUUGCUUAUUGUUCUUGAGACCAUUGAUAGUCGGCUGAAAUUAACCGUUUCAACAACUCUUUAUAGUGUUUUUUUUUUUUCAUGAAUUUUGUGUCGAUUGGUUUCAUUUUAUAAUUCAAGAAAUGUAUUCCUCUCGGGGAAGCAGUGGUUAUGGUCAACAGCUACCGUACUCUUCUCAGUCUUCCUAUGCCGCCCAAAACUUGGGAGGUGCAUUCCCAGGGAGUUCAGUUGGGGCUUCAGAUGGGUCUUUAGGUUCGCGACAUGCAUUGAUGUUAGGAGGCACUGGUCAAGAAUCAGACCCGGGUGGAUAUAGGGCUCACGGUCAUUCUGCGGCACCACCAUCACUUUAUGGUGGGCAGUAUAGUUCUGUCUAUGGUUCCUCUGGGCAGCAGAUUUCCCCUUUGGGUGCAAAAGGAUCUGUACCAUCUGCAUUGGAAAGCCGGGGUGGUUAUGACUCAUCUGUGCCUGACUCACCUAAGUUCACAUCUGGUGACUAUGUUUCGUCAUCAAGUCGUGGCUACGUUCAGAAAAGUGAUCGAUUAUAUCCUGAUAUAUCUGAUUAUCCAUCAAGUGACAGACGCCAAUAUAUUGAACCACACAAUGCGUAUAUUGGGAGGGAUAUGCCAAGCGAAUCUGCUGGUCGAUAUACUGAUUCAGUUGCUCUUGGCUAUAAACAUCAGGCUGAUAUAUAUGAUCGCAUGGAACUGCUUAGACAAGAACAAAUGCUGAAGGCUCGCUCACUGCAAUCUGCUCCUUUUGAAGGGGACUCUAGACAAUCUGAUUAUCUUGCAUCAAGGAGCACAGUUCAUCAUCCUACCCAAGAUCCUGUUUCCUAUGUUGGGAGAACUAACCAGGAACAUCGCAGUUUGUCAAUGCUAAGUGGUUCAUCAUAUGGUGGACCACAUGCUCCAUCAAUUUUAGGAGCAGCCCCACAGAGAAAUGUGGAUGAUCUUGCGUAUGCUCAAAGUUCUUCAAAUCCUGGCUAUGGAGUGAGCUUGCCUCCCGGUAGGGACUAUGGAACAGGGAAGGGCCUCCAUGGCACAUCAGUUGAUCUAGAUUACCCCAAUAGCAUUUCGGCACGUGAUAGUCAUCCAAGAAUGGAUGUUCGUAAAGAUGAUAAGGGUGCAUAUACUCGGGAGAUUGAAGAGAGGGAGAAAGACCACCAUAGGGAUUAUAUACGUGAGCGAGAAAAGGCUAGAGAAAGGGAGAAGGAACGUCUUCGAGAACGAGAUAGAGAUAGAAGUAGAGAACGAGAACGAGAACGAGAACGAGAAAGAGAAAGAGAAAGAGAGAGAGAACGAGAACGAGAACGAGAGCGGGAACGCGAAAGGGAGAGGGAGCAAAGGGCGAAGGAGAGAAGUCGAGAGCCCAAACGUGUACCCGAACUGAGGCGUGAACGAACUCCUCCAAGAACCUCCAGGGAGCUUCGUAGUUCCUCACUUGCAAAGGACAGCAGAUCUGUGCGGCGAGACUCUCCACGUCAUGAAGUAUCACAUAGGCGCCAUUCCCCUGUUAUAGAGAAGAGGAGAGAGUAUAUCUGCAAGGUUGGCUCAUUCAGUUUCGUUCAAACUGAGAGGGAUUAUUUUUCGUUGGAUAAGCGAUAUCCCAGGCUCUUUAUAUCUCCAGAGUGCUCAAAGGUAGUUGUGAAUUGGCCGAAGGAGAAUCUUCGGCUUUCUUUCUAUACUCCUGUAAGUUUUGAGCAUGAUUUUGUUGAAGAGGAGGCUGUGACGGAGCAGGGUGAUUCACCUAAAGAAUUGGCUAAUGAAGUUUCAAAAGGACUUUCUACUGUCUGGAAUGCUAAGCUGAUUUUAAUGAGUGGACUUAGUCAAAAUGCUCUGGCAGAGCUGUCAUCUGAGAGAAACUAUGAUCGCAUACCACAUUUUUGCAAUAUGCUUCGAUUUGCAAUUCUCAAAAAGAACAACUCUAUGAUGGCAAUAGGAGGUCCUUGGGACCCUGUUGAUGGUGGGGAUCCUUCUACUGAUGAUUCCUCUUUAAUUCGCACAGCUCUGAGAUAUGCAAAGGAUGUGACGGAUCUUGAUUUGAAAAACUGCCAGCAUUGGAACCGUUUCCUUGAGAUUCACUACCAGAGAGUUGGAAAGGAUGGGUUCUUCAGUCAUAAAGAAGUUACAGUACUAUAUGUUCCAGAUCUGUCCGACUGUCUGCCUUCACUGAAUUCGUGGAAAGACCAAUGGCUUAAUCACAAAAAGGUUGUCUCUGAGAGGGAACAGGAGCGGCAGCAUGCUCUAAAGAAUGAGAUACCGGGAGACAAGCAGGAAAGCUUGAAAGAUUUGGACCCGAAGAAACUUGAGGAUGUUAAAGAUGCGAAAACCAAAAAUGAAUCACAGAAAAAGAAAGAAAUUUCAUCUUCCGGACGGUCUGUUGAAGUUAAUAAAAAGGAAAAAGAUGCCCAUAAACCCAAAGGCAAAGCGAAUUCAGCUUCUGAAAAAGAGGGGAAUGAGAAAGAUAAAGCAUCUGAAAAUAAACAUGCGGUCAAACCAGCUGAGGAAGACAAGGAUGUAGGGGAGAAGGUUGCGGGGGAAAAUGCCAGUAUUCAGGCAGCUAGUACCAUGAAGCUGGGAAAAAAGAAAACCAUAAAGAGGAUUGUUAAAAAGAAAGUUGUUAAUGAUAAAGGUUCUGCAGAAAGUGCUGCUAAACCGAAUGAUAAGCUCGGCGAAGAAGGUAUUGGUGAGAAGAAUAUUAUCUCAGAAGUUGCUGACCAACAGGACAGCCUAUCAUCUAAUCCUCCAGCUAUCAAAACUUUUAUAAGGAAGAAAACAGUGAAAAAGCCUGUUAAAUCUGUUGAGGAAAAAGUCGAGUGCUUAGCUCCUGAUGUGAAAACUCUGAAUAAUCCUGAGUCUGUAGAUGAUAAAGCAAUGGUUAAAUCGGAUGGAACCACUGAUGCUGUUGUCCAAGAUGGUAGCGCAAAAACAACAGUAAAGAAGAAAGUAGUUAAAAGGGUCCUGAAAAGGAAGGCAGUUUCUGCAGACACCAAGAGUAGUAAGGUUUCCGUAGAUGACCUAAAGGGAGAAAUAAAGGCUGUUCAGCCUGAAAUUGAUGCACUUAUUAAGGAGGAACAAAAUGAAACAGUUGCUGAUAAGGAGGGUGGAAAUAGUGUGGGAAAAAAAAAUUCUGGAUCCGAGAAGGAUAAUAAUAACAAGCAAAAAUAUUCUCAAAAUGAUAAUUGCACAAAGUCAGAAGGAAGGGAAGAGCUGAAAGAUGAGAAAAUAAGAAAAGACCAUGCUGGAAAAGAUGAGCCUGCAAGCAAAGCACAUAAAGAGGUGAAAGAAAAGAAAAAGGUUGAAGAACCUCCCCGACAUCCUGGAUUGUUUCUUCGAACAAAAGGGAGCAAGGAUUCUAAAAUGCAUUCACUAUCACUCUCACUGGAUUCUCUUCUGGAUUAUUCUGACCAGGAUAUUGAAGAAUCAACAUUUGAGUUAUCAUUGUUUGCAGAAUCCCUCUAUGAGAUGCUUCAAUACAAAAUGGGUUGUCGUCUGUUGACUUUCCUUCAGGAGCUGCGCAUCAAAUUUGUAAGGAAGAGAAAUCAACGGAAGAGGCCAAGGGAAGAAACUUCCAAGAAGGAAAAUGGAGAAAAAUUGUUGAAGAAGCGUGUAAAAGCAGAAGAGUCCAAUGAGAAAAUUGAAAACGAAAUUGAAGCAUGUGACAAUGCUCGAACAAAUGACAGUAACAAUAUCAUCAAGCAAGAGGUUACUUCCUCAAAACAGCUUGAAGAUGAUAAGCCUCAAGAUGAACCUAAUGAGGAAGACCCAGAGGAAGAUCCAGAGGAAGAUGAAGAAAUUCCUGAUGCAAGCCCACAGCAUAACUCAACUGAGUUGUCCAUGCAGAAAGUUGUUGAAGAUGGAAAGACAGACACUGAUGCUAAAAGUAAAGAAGUUAAUGUGGAAGAGAAGAACAAAGAGCAGGAGACAACAAAGCAAGCUCCAGAGAAAGAGACCAUUGUGGACAAGAGCAACAAAGAAAAGGUGACAAAGGUGGAACCAAAAACUAAAGACACCCCGGUUGUUGUUGACAAGAAACUGCUGCAGGCUUUCAGGUUUUUUGAUCGAAAUCGUGUGGGAUACAUUCGGGUCGAAGAUUUGAGAUUGAUCAUCCACAAUUUAGGGAAGUUCCUCUCGCACCGAGAUGUCAAGGAACUUGUGCAAAGUGCCCUCUUGGAGAGCAACACAGGAAGAGAUGACAGGAUUCUUUAUGAUAAGUUGGUGAAGAAGUCUGACAAAUAAAGCCAUUGAGAGAAUUUGCUAGAUUUCAUCUAGUUCUCUCAAACUUACGAGAACUUCACUAGGAUUGUCAGCUCUAAUUUUCAUCUGCAAUUUCAGCUUUGAUUAUGUUUGAAUGAAAGACCGAGUUGCAUAUCGUGUGCUUAUUCUACAUUUUCUUUAUCUCGUGGGAUGUUUUGAAGUAAUGCACAAAGAAGACUACAGUUGGGCUCUAAUGCCAAUAUGAAAUAUUUUUCGAUUCCUACUGCACAAGGAAUGAUUUUUAGCAUUGUUUCAAUCAUGUUUUUCUUCAAUUUCUCAACAUUUUAAUUGGUAUUUCAUAGAUGGAUGGCAAUGUCUA
Messenger RNA from Olea europaea var. sylvestris, 4636 nucleotides. RefSeq names its product titin homolog. Gene Ontology annotation, cellular component: nucleus. NCBI's taxonomy places the organism in Eukaryota, Viridiplantae, Streptophyta, Magnoliopsida, Lamiales, Oleaceae. Gene Ontology annotation, molecular function: calcium ion binding. Gene Ontology annotation, biological process: regulation of DNA-templated transcription. The transcript is spliced from 21 exons. The coding region runs from base 184 to 4299 and encodes 1371 amino acids. The record is from RefSeq and is a predicted model, not a curated record.